Molecule: messenger RNA, 1983 nt
Organism: Acaromyces ingoldii
Lineage: Eukaryota; Fungi; Basidiomycota; Exobasidiomycetes; Exobasidiales; Cryptobasidiaceae
Product: Pet127-domain-containing protein
Exons: 2
Coding region: 1-1983 (660 amino acids)
Biological process (GO): mitochondrial RNA 5'-end processing
Cellular component (GO): mitochondrion; mitochondrial envelope
Source: RefSeq, a predicted model, not a curated record
AUGGACUGGUGGAGCAGGCAAGGAAAGUGGCGUACAAAGAUAGGAGGACGGGUCAAUGCCCUGGACGUCGACGUGCAGCCUGUUGAGCCUCUGCGAGAGAUGACCGUGGCCAACCUUGCCCACGGCCUUGAUCGCGUCCUCUUCAAUCCUGGCAUACACUGGCUCCGAGACACAAGAUCAGGCAUCUACAACUACGAUCCCCGCAUUCGCAACCUGCUCGAUGUAGACCUUUUCGACUACGCUGCGCUGCCGCCCUACGUCACGUCGAGCCAAGACAAGGAGCUAGCGCAGCUCGUGAGACGAGAAGGCAAGCGAUACAGUGGGAGCACGAGCAGCAUGACGGGUAUGCUCAGCCACGUGUACUUUGCCAUCAGCGCAUGGAGGCAGCCCCAGCUCAAAAACUUCACCGAGGCCUACCAAGGCAUGCCUGGUGGCUUCUCGUUUGGAGCCAAGCUUCCUUCGAGCAUCGUCCUUCGUCGCUUCGCAGACGGAGACGAUGGCCAGCCCCGAUAUGCCAUUGACGCCGACAAGUCCAGCCCUGGCGACGGCGGCGGCGACGACAGCGGCGGUGACAACUCCAAUUACGUCCUAACGCAGCUUGGCAAGAGUAUGGAGAAGAUGCUGACCUCGAGUCCGGAGCAAUACGAGCGCUAUCUGCGCAUCAACAGCCACCAGCUGAGCGAAGAGGAACGCUCAAGGCCAGAGGCCUACCACUACGCCAAGUCAGACAAGUUUGUGAUGCGUUCACAGCUCGACUGCUGGGACGAGCGCUUGCCUCGCAAAUCUUUCGACCUCAAGACUCGUGCUGUCAUUGCAGUUCGACAGGACCGUGCAAAUUGGGUCGAGUCGUCGGGCUAUCAGAUUCGCCACGCCACGGGCCUCUUUGAGUCCUUUGAGCGCGAGAUGUGGGACAUGAACCGAUCGGCCUUUCUCAAAUACUACUUCCAGGCCAGAAUCGGACACAUGGAUGGUAUCUUUGUCGCCUUUCACAGCACAGCCUCAAUGUUUGGCUUCCAGUACAUUCCUCUCGAAGAUAUGGCCGAGAGGGUGUUUGGCAGCUUGGAGAUGGGCGAGCAAGCCUUCCGACUGAGCAUCGGCAUCGCCGAGAAGCUCCUCGAUGCAGCCACGGAGCUCUAUCCCAGCGACACGCUCAAAAUUACCCUCGACGCGGAGCAAAGCCAUGAUCCAGUGCUCAAUGUCUUUGUCGAACCAGAUCGGCCGGAAGAGGAGGGAGCAACGCCUAAGGAUUCAAUCGAGAAGGAAGGAGACGCCGCUUCGGACGACCGAGCUGCGGGUGUUGGCAAGGAUGGAGACAAGACCAGAGAGCCCAGGAUUGUCCAGCUCCAAGUUUCAUUUGACCGCUACCUGUCUGGUGCCCACGUGACGGGGCCCGUCGACUUCAGUGCCCCUCAAGGACGGUCGAUCGAUCACAUUGCGCUCGAUGAGAUCGAACGACGGCGCCACUCGCAGCUUCCUUCGCUCGAAUGGUCGCUGGAAUACUCGAUCUCGCCCUGCCCGCACCUGACGGAAGGCCAGGUGAGGCAGAACCUGGCCAAGGUGCGCAAGAGGCAAGAGGCAGUGGCGCCACUGCUGAUGCCCAAUGUCGAGGCGAUCAACGAGCGGGAAGAGUUCCGCGAGAGGGAGCUUGGCAAAAACCCCGAGGCACUGAAGAGAUUCCUGGAAGACCGGCGAAGCGGAGCCGCAAAGGGCAUGCCAUUGGCACCUGGUCAGAAUCCGAUUCGGGGCGAGACUGAGGGAGAGGGGGCCAAGGGUCCCAGCGGUGAGGUUGGAACGCCGGACAAGGUCGAUGCUGGUGCAGGGCCAGAUGCGGCUGCCGCACCAGAUCGAGCCAACGACACAAAGUGGAAGAAGAUCAACGAGAGCGUCUUGCGCCUCCGCAGACUCGCAAAGCUCGGCCGAGAAGACGCCGAGAAAAGAGAGGACAAGGAUCGCCUCGAGAUGUACGAACGCCGGGGUGACUGA